Molecule: messenger RNA, 997 nt
Organism: Cydia pomonella (codling moth)
Lineage: Eukaryota; Metazoa; Arthropoda; Insecta; Lepidoptera; Tortricidae
Product: 3-oxoacyl-[acyl-carrier-protein] reductase FabG-like
Exons: 1
Coding region: 111-866 (251 amino acids)
Molecular function (GO): oxidoreductase activity
Source: RefSeq, a predicted model, not a curated record
GUAACGAUCGAUAUGCUUAUCGAAAUAAAAACAAUGCGAUAAGACUUCAUUAUAAAUUGAGUGAUGACAAUAAAUUUGCAGUAAGCAUCGGAAGAUCCUCUAAUAACGCUAUGAGUUUCACCGGUAAAGUGGCAAUCGUGACCGGUGCUGCCUCCGGGAUAGGAGCUGCCACGGUCAAAGCACUGGCCAGAGAAGGCGCCAAGGUAUCCCUGGUAGAUAAAGAUGAAGAAAACCUAAAAAUAGUAGCAACGCAAUGUCAACAGCACGGCAACAAACCUCUCAUCAUCAGAGCAGAUAUCACUAAAGACGAAGAAAUUAAUACCAUUGUGAAAGAAACCAUCGACCGAUUUGGUCAAUUAGACAUACUGAUCAAUAACGCAGGGGUCGGCCAAUACAAUUCCAUAUUAGAUGAAAAUCUUAUGCAAAAUUUCGACCGAAUUUUGAAUACAAAUCUGCGCUCGAUGGUCUAUUUAACGCAUCUUGCUGCGCCUUACCUGAUCAAGACUAAAGGUAACGUCGUCAAUACUUCAAGCAACGCUGCUCUUCGAGUUUUCGAAGGACUACUUGCGUAUUCAAUUUCGAAAGCAGGUGUAGAUCACUUCACGCGCUGUGUGGCUUUAGAUCUCGCUGCCCAUGGUGUUAGAGUAAAUGCUGUAAAUCCUGGACCCACCAAGACGAAUAUAAUUCAAAAUUUGGGGCAACCAAAUGAUGAUAAAGGUUGGGAGUACUGGAGAGAUAACGUUGCGUUGAAAAAGGUAGCGGAGCCUGAAGAGGUCGCAGAAUUAAUUCUGUUCUUAGCCAGUGAUAAGGCUAGGAGCAUUACUGGCUCGACGUAUGUUUGUGACAACGGUGGUCUUUUAGUAUAAAUUAUCAUUAUCAUCGUCCAGAAGACAUGACUGUACUGCAUUUCCUACCUAACCUUUUUCCAUUUCAUUAUUUUGAGAUCAGCAGAUACCUAUCUACUGCAUUAAAUGUUUGUUUUCUGACAAAACCUAAA